This is a messenger RNA of Phragmites australis (common reed), 2760 nucleotides long. RefSeq lists its product as uncharacterized. The transcript is spliced from 2 exons. The record is from RefSeq and is a predicted model, not a curated record. NCBI's taxonomy places the organism in Eukaryota, Viridiplantae, Streptophyta, Magnoliopsida, Poales, Poaceae. The coding region runs from base 373 to 2754 and encodes 793 amino acids.
ACGACGAUCCCGGCGGAUGUCCGCUCCGGCGUCCGUCGGCCACAAGACAAGGCACGGUACGACUCUUGGCGGAGCGUGGUCGUGGGGGAGGCAGUGGACAACACGGCGGGCAACGGUGAGUGGACCGAGGUUAGGCGUCGAAGACCGCCGCAUUCAAGAGGGGCUCACGCCUCUACGGCCAGCCGCCCCAGUGCAUUGAAGACGGAGAGUGAGAUCCCUCGGUGGCUGCAGGGCCGCUGCUUCAAGUGUCUCGGCCUGGGGCACCAGAAGGCUGCUUGCAGAGGGGAGACAAGGUGCUUCAACUGCUGGUUUCCUGGGCACAUCGCCAGAUCCUGCAAGGAAGGAGUAGGUCCGGAGAAGGCAGCUGGAAGGAUGGGGCAACCAUUGCAGCAGAGGCAGCGGCCAGGUGCGACGGUGUUGCAACGGGAGGUGCAGCAGGAUCCGCCACGUAAAGCAGAGGAGGUGUUGAAGAGGCGCCAAGAUCCACUGCGCCAAGGAGACAAGGGUCAGCAAGAAGCUCUUGGCAAGAAGACGUGCGACACACACCCGACGGCGCAGGGGAAGGUGGCCGGGCAUCAGAUAUGCGCGGCGGAGCAGUCCGAGUUCGUGGAGGAGUAUCGCGUCGGCGACCCCGGCUACCGUCCGGCAAGGGGUCGCUGUGUUCUCUCCUGGACUAGGGGGAUGGAGCGCAACGAACGCUGGCUCGGGGAGCACGCGCUCCUCGCGUCGGUUCUCAUGGGCCGACCACCGGUUUCUCCUGGUGAACUACUGGAGGCCAUCGAGCACAGCACUGGCGUCCUCGCACGCGACGUCCGCGUGGAGGUGACACGCACGGAGGAUUUCCUCGUCUCCUUCCGCAACACAAGAGACAAGAACGCGGUGUUCAGGCGAUCGCACGAGCUCCUCUGCAACGAUGUGCCAAUCUCCUUCAAGCUCUGGAGCAGGCGGAGCUGGGCCACCAGUUCUGAACUGAUGUUCUUCACCAAGAUCGCCUUCGACGGCCUUCCAGUCCAUGCGUGGGAAGAGGAAGCGAUGCACAAGCUCGUCAACGUCCUUGGCGGCCGGCUGGUCGCGCUGGUGCCGGCAGACGACGCGCGGUGUUUGGAGGCUUUUGCGUGGUUCAAGGACCCUGCAGGCCUCCCGCACCGCUACGACGUUGAGAUCCCGGAGCGAGCGGGCGCAGCUGGCUCCUGGCGCGAGAGUUCUUCCUCGGCUCUGCCGCCGGCGCCAAGACGGGUGCCAACCCUCGUCUACCCCGUCAUCAUACAUGUGGAAGAAGUGAUCGAACCUACGCCGCUGCACAUCGCGCGCCGUCUGCCUGAUGACCACGACGGUGACGUCGUUCCACGUCGGAACGCGUUCUCGUGUUGGGUGGGGCGGUACGAUGGCUCUGGUCCAUGGGGGACGGAGCAAGGAGGGGGCCAUGUCUUCGGGGGCGCUAGCGGCUCGGCGGGGGGCUUGGACCGCCGCUCGCACCGUUCUCUGCCCGGAGCUGAGGAUCGUGAGCAGGAAUCUCUUCAGGGAGGCGCUCGCGGUACAGUCGUGGAGACGGCCACCAGGGAGACUAGGUCCGGUUCCGCGGCGUCGGCGCAACCCGGCAAGCAGCCGGACGACCUGGCGUUGGUCCUUGCGACCCAGUUCCAUGGGGCGGCGACCUGGGAGGUGGGUUUGGCUUCAGCUAAGGCUGCCGACCGACCUGAGGAUCUGGCGUGCCAGGGGCGGCGACCUCCAUGGCGCUGCCGGCGACGGAAACGGCCUGGGGGGGAGUUUGGUUUUCGCCGCAGGCAGCGACGGCGCGAACGACGACGCUGGCCGCAGAAUACGUUGAUGAUGCCAUGUUCCAAGAAGACCUGGCCGCGGGCCUUGACUUCCAGGAGCUCAGAACCAAACUCACCGGCGGUGAGCUCACCGAGGAAGAACAAGCGGGCGGGGGCGGCCGUGACGGCCGGGCGCGGGAGGGCGCCUUUGCGCCGGCCGAACGCCCCGCAGGAUUCGCGACCAGCUGCCGAGGAGGAGAGAGCUGCGACCGCAUUGAAGGCAAAGGAGCACGCCGCGCCGGGAACAGUGCCCUCGGGAGCACUGGGCGGGAGCUCGGCUUCCAAAUCGCCAGCCGGUGGGCUCAUAGUCUACGGCCGAAGGCCAAAUAAGACGGUGCCCAAGCGCCCAUCUCGCGUGGAGGCCCAAGCAAAUGUUGACUCCCACGACCAGGCCUCGGAGACCGGUCCGGCUAGCUUCACGCUGGGUCUCACACAGGCAGAAGCCCACCAGAAUGCGACGAGCCAGGAGACAGUAGUUGAGGCGGCCCAACAACGGGCGCUGGUGACCCCAUCCACUUCGGCCCCCAAGAUCCAGGACUUCAUCCAAUCCAUCUCGCUGUCGCCACCAGCGUCUAUCCUAGGGCGACCACCGCCAGCGUCGAUGCUGGCGACCAGAUCCUGGCGCCGCAACACCAUUCCGGGCGAUUUCACCCCAUGGCGAAGUCCGCGAAUCUCGCUGCAAGGAAGCGGGGCUCACAAGCACGUCAUCUCCAAAGCUCAGAAGGUCAUUAUGAAGAAGUUGGGGAUUGUGGAGGAGGAAGAGGAGGCAGACCAGGAGGCGGUGCGGCGGUACAUCGGCCUCUUCGACCAUCCGCUAUCGCCGCAGCACUUGGAGGCGAUGGCCAGCCUGCUCGACGUCGACAUCUCCCUGCGCGCCCAGCAGUUGCCAGAGGAGCUAGCUCGUGCAGCAGCGGCACCAAUUGCUUCGCCAGCCUGAUUCUGG